Thelazia callipaeda (thelaziosis nematode) is the source of this 797-nucleotide messenger RNA. NCBI's taxonomy places the organism in Eukaryota, Metazoa, Nematoda, Chromadorea, Rhabditida, Thelaziidae. The record is from the annotation of a GenBank genome assembly.
AUGAAUGCUAUGCUGCAAGGACUAUUUGCUAUGGAUAUUUUUAGCAAAGAUCUUUUCAAACUUUGUAAGAACGCUCAGAAUAGUGAACUCGAUUUGAACGAAGCCAUUCCAAUGAGCUUGGCACUUUCAAGUCUUGCUAGUGGUCGUGAUAAAGCUUCGGACUAUGAAAAGGAAGAAUGGUUACAAACAGUAAAGGAGCUUUCACACUUUACAGACAAUGCACAACAGGAUGCCAACGAAUUUUUGGUUCGCGUCCUUAAUCAAGUACAUGAUGAAUGUGAUUACUUAUUGCGUGAACAAUUAGGAAUCGAUGACAUUGCUGAAAGACGUACAAAGAAUCCUGUCAUGGCAAACUUUGCUUUUACAGUGCAAAGUACUAUAGUGUGUGAUAUGUGUCAUCAUGUGUCACACGUUGAUGAAGAAAGCAUCAUUCUUCCAGUUACAAUUAAUGUGUUAGAUCUUGCAAAUGAAAGACUUUCUAAUAAAUUUUUGCCAUUACCGAGUGUGCAAACGUUAUUAGAUGAGUAUUUGAAAACGGAAAGAAUAGAACGAACUUGCGAAUUUUGCAACUCAAAAAGUGGGCAGAAAACUCAGAAAUUUAUUCGACUUCCACGAUGUCUUAUAAUAUUCAUCAAACGUUAUUCUUAUGAUGCAUCAAGAAGUGUUAAACGCGAUGAUAAGAUUGAUAUUCCUGUGUAUUUGACUUUGAAUGGACACUGUAAUGAUUCGCCAGCACCGUUUCUUGCCAUACCAUCUAGUACAAAGUUAGUCGCUUUGAGAUUGUCUUAUAAAUAAUC